Pelobates fuscus (common spadefoot toad) is the source of this 1694-nucleotide messenger RNA. It is a transcript of the gene TTLL1, whose product is annotated as TTL family tubulin polyglutamylase complex subunit L1. Bases 42 to 1313 code for a protein of 423 amino acids. The transcript has 10 exons. Gene Ontology annotation, molecular function: tubulin binding; tubulin-glutamic acid ligase activity. Gene Ontology annotation, biological process: microtubule cytoskeleton organization; protein polyglutamylation. The record is from RefSeq and is a predicted model, not a curated record. Lineage: Eukaryota; Metazoa; Chordata; Amphibia; Anura; Pelobatidae. Gene Ontology annotation, cellular component: cilium.
CUGACUGUAGCAGGCUGCAUUGUGCAAGCUGGAGAGCAGUGAUGGCAGGGAAACUGAAAUGGGUGACUGAUAUUGAAAAAUCGGUGCUUAUUAAUAAUUUUGAAAAGCGAGGAUGGGUGCAAGUAUCUGAUAGUGACGACUGGAACUUCUACUGGAUGAGCGUACAAACUAUUCGGAAUUGUUUCAGUGUGGAGACCGGAUUUCGUCUCUCAGAUGAUCAGCUUGUUAACCAUUUUCCUAAUCAUUACGAGCUGACGCGAAAAGAUUUAAUGGUAAAGAAUAUAAAGCGAUACAGGAAGGAGCUGGAGAAAGAAGGCAGUCCUUUAGCUGAAAAGGAUGAAAAUGGGAAAUAUCUCUAUUUAGAUUUUGUUCCCGUCACCUUCAUGCUGCCUGCUGACUAUAACCUGUUUGUGGAAGAAUUUAGGAAGAAUCCUUCGAGCACUUGGAUCAUGAAACCAUGUGGCAAAGCUCAGGGAAAAGGGAUAUUUCUUAUAAAUAAAUUAUCACAGAUUAAAAAAUGGUCCAGAGACAGCAAAACGUCAUCGUUUGUUUCACAAUCCUCCAAGGAAGCCUAUGUCAUCUCCUUAUAUAUCGAUAAUCCUUUACUUAUUGGGGGCAAGAAGUUUGACCUGCGCUUGUAUGUGCUUGUGACGACCUAUCGGCCCCUGAAAUGUUACAUGUACAAGCUGGGAUUUUGCAGGUUUUGCACCGUGAAAUACACCCCCAAUACGAGUGAGCUGGACAACAUGUUCGUGCAUCUUACAAACGUCGCCAUUCAGAAACAUGGCGAUGAUUACAACCACAUUCAUGGGGGGAAAUGGACCGUGAGUAAUUUGCGUUUGUACCUGGAGAGCACAAGAGGGAGAGAGGUGACGGAUAAACUAUUUGAUGAAAUUCAUUGGAUCGUCGUUCAGUCGCUGAAGGCUGUGGCUCCUGUAAUGAACAAUGACAAGCACUGCUUCGAAUGUUACGGCUAUGACAUAAUCAUAGAUGACAAGCUGAAACCCUGGCUCAUCGAGGUUAAUGCAUCUCCAUCUCUAACGUCGAGUACUGCUAAUGAUCGAAUUCUGAAAUACAACCUCAUCAACGACACCUUGAACAUCGUGGUACCGAAUGGAGAAAUCCCGGACAGUAAGUGGAACAAAGUUCCCCCAAAGGAAGCUCUUGGAAGCUAUGAAAUCUUAUACGAUGAAGAAGCUGCACAGGCUGAUGUAUCUGAUCGAGACAUGAGAAAUCGUAGUGGGCAAAAUAUUGGUCCAAAGGGGAGUCGAGUCCGAGAAAGUGGAAGAUCGGCACCAACAACAUGGAAGUAAUCCAGAAUAACUCGCCAAAGAUGAAUCUGUUAUGGCGUUCGUGGAGAUAAAUGCAAACCGAGUCUCAGUCAUCAAAUGCCAUUGAUGUACACAACCUGCACGCUCCCCAACAGUCUGAAAACUCUCUGUUAGCACCCUGACUGUACUAAGAACAAGAAUGUGGGAUCCUUCUCUGUAUUGUCACAUAGGAUUGAGUUUUAUAAUGGAAACCCUGAACUGUAGUGAAAGGAACACCUCAAACUCCUAAAGGGGUAAACACAGUGCCUCCACAUUGUCGGUUUAUAAACAUGCUGAUUUCAGCUGUCGGAUAGCUGAGCGCAUGCUUUUCCUGAUCGCCUUGUACCCUUAUUUGAUUUACAUUAGGUGUGCCCAAAAGGUAGA